This is a messenger RNA of Camellia sinensis, 1066 nucleotides long. Lineage: Eukaryota; Viridiplantae; Streptophyta; Magnoliopsida; Ericales; Theaceae. The record is from RefSeq and is a predicted model, not a curated record.
AUGGAAUCAAUUUUUGAAAGUAAAUAUUGCACGGAAAUGCGAGAAUCUGCCGUUGUUUUGACAAAGCGUUUGGCCCAGACAGCGCAAGAGACAUUCGGUGAUUUUGAAGAAGCAGUAGAAAAAGAUGCCACAAAAACUGCUGUUCUAGAUGGAACUGUCCAUCCUCUCACUAGCUAUGUGAUAAACUACGUAAAGUUUCUAUUUGACUAUCAAUCAACACUGAAGCAACUUUUCCAAGAGUUUGAUGAAGGUGACGCAGAUUCCUUGUUGACAUCUGUAACAACACGAAUAAUGCAGGCUCUUCAAACUAACCUAGAUGGAAAAUCUAAGCAGUACAAAGAUCCUGCUUUGACCCAAUUAUUUCUUAUGAACAACAUUCACUAUAUAGUUAGAUCUGUGCGCAGGUCAGAAGCAAAGGAUUUGUUAGGUGAUGACUGGGUACAAAUACACCGAAGGAUUGUUCAGCAGCAUGCAAAUCAGUAUAAGAGGAUUUCUUGGUCAAAGAUUUUGCAAUGUCUGACAAUUCAAGGGCUUUCAUCAUCAAGUGGGAAUCAGUUCGGAGGUGAUAGUGGGGGAAAUAGUGGAGUUUCAAGGGCAAUGGUGAAAGAAAGGUUCAAAACAUUCAACAUUCAGUUUGAAGAGCUUCAUCAAAGGCAAUCUCAAUGGACAGUUCCUGACAGUGAGUUACGCGAGUCCUUGAGGCUAGCUGUAGCUGAAGUCCUUUUGCCUGCUUAUCGAUCUUUCAUUAGACGUUUUGGGCCUCUAAUUGAGAAUGGUAAAAAUCCCCAGAAGUACAUCAAAUUUACUCCAGAGGAUCUUGAACGGAUGUUGGCCGAGUUUUUUGAAGGAAAGACAUGGAGCGAACAAAAGCGUUGAAUUUUUUUCUGACGAACUUGUUAAUGGGGAGGUGCUCAAUAUCACAUUAGUGUUAAUAAUAAUAAUGUGAUUAAAUAAUUGGUUGAUAGUGUAUUCUUUCUCUUCCUAAAUUCUUUCAACUGUUAAUGUUUUAACCACAACAUUAUUAUAUGUUCUGUAGGAGAUGUUUAUAUUAUAGAAGUCCUCUCUC